Syzygium oleosum is the source of this 480-nucleotide messenger RNA. RefSeq names its product disease resistance protein L6-like. The transcript has a single exon. Bases 1 to 480 code for a protein of 159 amino acids. Gene Ontology annotation, biological process: signal transduction. The record is from RefSeq and is a predicted model, not a curated record. NCBI's taxonomy places the organism in Eukaryota, Viridiplantae, Streptophyta, Magnoliopsida, Myrtales, Myrtaceae.
AUGGUGGUUUCAUGGGGAUUUGACUACGAGGUGUUCUUGAAUUUUAGAGGACCGCACAGUCGAUUAGGUAUUACUGACUUCCUUUACAUCAGCCUGAUUGAUGCAGGAAUCUGUGCUUACAGAGAUGAUGAAGAGCUGCGCAAUGGGGAAGAGAUUGGCUCGGAGCUUCUUCGAGCAAUCAAGCAGUUGAGAGUCUCCAUACCCAUCUUCUCAAGACGAUAUGCCUCUAGCAAAUGGGGUCUCAAGGAGUUGGUGCAGAUGGUGGAGUGCAAGAAAACCAAGGGACAGAAGAUCAUGCCCAUUUUCUAUACCGUGGAACCUUCUGAGGUCCGGUACCAAACUGGCGGGUAUGGACAAGCCUUCCUUGAGCGUGAAAACAAGAGGCCAUACAAUGAUGUAACUAUUAGCGAGUGGAAGGCUGCUCUAAGUGAAGUCAGAACACUAAAGGGAUGGGACCUACAAAGCAUGCCCAACAGGUGA